Molecule: messenger RNA, 6759 nt
Organism: Cladocopium goreaui
Lineage: Eukaryota; Dinophyceae; Suessiales; Symbiodiniaceae
Source: the annotation of a GenBank genome assembly
AUGGGUGGUUGUGGAUCCAGCACCAAAGCUUCCGAUGACGUCGUCGAUUUCCAGUCGCCAAAGGCGAAAGGCAUGGUGGCACCAAAAGCAGAAACAAUUGUCCACGACUUUUCUUCACUGGUUAUGCUCAGUUUGCGAUGUGAGGGCUUGCAGAAAGGCCGAAAUACUGUGGCUGUGGUAUACUCUAAGCUGAGUACUGAUGAGCUUUGGAUGGAGUAUGGCACCACUGAAAUUUGUGGGCAAGAUACCAGAUGGCCAGUGUGGGAGAGAAUGUUUGAUUUGCAAUUUCGAAUAGAACACGUGCGUGAGGUUCGUGUCGAAAUUUACAUUAUCAGAAACCAAGCGAUGCAUGAAGAUUUGAUGGAGCAGAAAUAUGUGGGGUCUGCCGAAUUCAAUCUAGCAGAAGCCGUGUAUGCCAGAAGCAGCACAAAGAAUCACGGCUGGCUGAAGAAGAAGCUGGAGAACAUCAAAAGGAAGCCGCGAGAUCCGCCCAUUGGGAAGUUGUUCGUUUAUGCGGAGGAGUCGGUGGAUGCCAAAGUGGAGUUGAGCUUCACGGUCUCAGGGCAGGAUUUGAAACCCACCGAUUUCUGGAAGCGAAAAUGCGAUCCUUACUAUGAGGUCAAUCGAAUCCAGGCCUCCAGCGACUACUCAGCAGUGUAUGAAACAGGUGAACUCCUGCUGCAGCCAGUCUUCCGCAGCGAAGUUGCUCGAAAGACUUCGGUGCCAUCCUAUGAGGAAGCAAGCUUCACUGUGGCCCAGACAAGUUCAUGUGAUGUUUCGCAGGAUAUCAUCAUAUCUGUCCACGAUUGGUUCCGUCUUGCGCCAGAUCGCUACAUUGGUGAGUUUGUGACAAAUUUUGAGGAGCUACAGAAGAUUGUGGGACGAGGGAAUCCACACACCUUUCCUAUCUACAAGAGGGAGGGCCCAAGGAUUGCCGGGAUGACCCGGAUGAGAACUUCCAAAACCAUGCUGAAAGGUGGACGAUCGAGCAGUCGAACAGGCUCUGGAUCCAGGACAGGCUCCGGCUCCAGAAGUACCACGCUGUCGGCGGAUCGGGCGCCAUCGAGGAAAAGCACGCAUGCCAGUCGGAGCAGUGGCAUAGGGGGACGAAUGGGCUCUCAAUUGAUCUCGAACAGGACUGGCUCGAUGCUCUCUAGUGGUGGUGGGCCAAGGAGCUCGUCCCACGGCAGAAGUUCGUCGCAUGGACGCAGCAGUUCCCACGGAAGAACGACUUCGCAAAUCUCAGGGCAUUCGUCGAAGAGCCACACCUCUGGUGGCACUCACUCUGUGACCUCCUCUGAGAUGAAAAGCAGAGGCCACAUCGGACCAUUGGCGGGACAGCUGACCAUGGAUGGCUUUCGCUUCAAGCGCCACUUCUCCUUUUUGGACUACCUGCGGGGCGGACUCGAAUUGCAACUCAUGGUGGCCGUUGAUUUGACCAGAUCCAACUUGGGCCAAACCAAUCCGAAAUCCAUGCACAGUGUGGUUUCCACGGAAGAAGAGACCGCGUAUGCCAGUGCGAUUCGCUGCCUGGGAGAAGUGAUGUCGGUCUAUGCCACCGACAACAGUUAUCCCAUUUAUGGCUUUGGGGCCAAGAUUCCGCCCACACAUUCCGUCGUCUCCAACUGCUUCGCUUUGACUGGUGAUUUUUUUCAACCGCAGGUGGAUGGCGUUGAGGGCAUGCUCAAGGCCUACCACCGCGCCCUGCGAGUAUGUCACUUGCAUGGGCCUUCCUACCUUGCAGAUGUGAUCAAACUGGCUGCUGACAUGUCCAGGCCGUACAUGCAGCCAAAGAAUUUGAGGAUCAACGAGCAGCCUCCGGACAUGAAGUACUAUGUCCUUGUGGUUCUGACUGAUGGCGAGAUCGAGGCCAGCAGAUUCGAGAAUGGCGAAUUUGGCGAGUCCUCUUCCCGUUACUUAGCUCAUUGCCUUUGGUUGGCAAUGAUUCUCACAGAAGACUGGCGGUGUUUUGACCCGUGGUUUCUGAAAUUGCGGGAACCUCCCCGGCAGAGGCUGUGCACUUAUUCUCCGGGGAUUGCUGAACGUUUCUUUGGGGCGCUGGGGAUUUGGUUGAUCGCCGUCUUCCUCUUUUGCUAUGCCAUCCUGACCAUGUCCUCGGAGACGUUCAUAUUCUCAAAGGACACCCGCGAGAUGAAACAAAAAGAACCAGCGUGUGGACAGCACAUGGUCUAUGUGCUCAUUAUUAAGAGGAUAUUGGAGCUAUUCCUGCUGACCCAUCUGUGCGGGCCCCUGAUGAUGCAGGGAGCAGAAGACCUUGAGCGUUACAGAACCGCAGGCGUGAGAGAGAUGGAGGGUGCUGGACUGGUCAACCGGAUUCGCAAGUGCUUUUUGGGGACAAACUACUCUCCCCGGUGGUUGAGCUCCUUCUUUCCAGACUACCUCGCAAUGUUUCUGGUGUUUCCUUGUAGCAUUGUCUUUACUGUAUACCUCUGGGUCCAAAAAUUUGAAGCACGUAAGCACCAAUUCGAAGAUGAACGGCUCUUCACCAACUGGAACGAUCCAACUUAUGGAUUGUUGAUCUCUGUGGAUGCUUUCCUCUACAUCUACACUGCCGUUUUGAUGACCGGCUUCUUAUGCACAACGUUGGAGUUUCACAUCGUGGCCAGUCCCGAACAUCGAACUGAAUUCACAGCUGUUCUUUCGCUGUUUAUAGUGCUCUGGGCAAUGAAUUUUUUCACAACUCAAGAUGAUCGCUACGUCUACGCAGCUGCUUGGGGCUAUAACAAGAUGAGUCCCUUCUUUCGAGGGAUGGCGGCGCUGGGACAAGUUUUCAUUACGCAUUCUACAGUCAUGUUGGGUGCCGUGCUGUUAGGCCAUUCUGAGCAUGUGCGACGAACACCAGACAUGCACUUCGACGUGUUUUUCUUCAAGUUUUUACCAAGUCUGUCGGUGCUGCUCGUCGUCAUUGUGCUUUGUGCCUUAAAUCGGGAAGACCACAACCACAAUGUGGACUGCCUCUCGAGCUUCGCUAAUGCCCUCGAUGCUGUGUGGCCGUGGUUUGAAUUCCUCCUGCCAUUCUUGGGUGGCUUAUUUCUGCUGAUUACAAGCUUUGUGGGAAGGGCCACGGAUAGAGACUUUGACAUCGAGAUGGAUUAUGAUUCCACGCUCAUGGUUGCAACUGUGUCCCUGGCAGUGUUCUUCAAUGUCAAUCGCAUCUUUGAGAUGGAAGCCGCCCGCGUGUGGAAAAGCGUCCUAGUUGAAGCUUUACAGCUCUUGGGGCCCUGUGGGUUGGCGACCUUCGCUUUCUACUCCUGGAAACAGCCACCGUUGCGUGAUGGGCCGGGCAAGUUCAGGAACAAAUACUGCCUUUGGUUUGCGUUCGUGUAUGCAGGUUCCAUGUUUGCAAUCUUUCAGACCGCGGAGGAUUGCGAGACCUCAUCUGACCUACCCCAAUGCUGCAGUUAUCCCGGCCUCAACGCAGACUACAACGCGCAGAGGGGGCUGCAGGUCACCUGUGACAAGGAGCUGCGAUGUAUGAAGCCAUUCGUGGAGGGCAAGCAGAUCUGCGCUCUGCCGCAUCACCUGGAGUCCUUAGCUGCAAACAUCACGGAGCAGAAAAAGGGCAUUCACUUCGACCAAGACACCUGCCGUGAGUUAAAAGGCAGAUGGAAGGAGUACAGCUCCAUCAGAGUUGGCGAAGGAAAUCGCUCUGCUUUUCAGGAUGCGGAACAUGAAGAAGAGAAGUUCUCGAGUGCAUUCAGGUUGUUCCGUACCGUUGGAACAGCUGCCAGUGUGGAGAUGUACUUUACCAUUAGCGGAGUCCUUCUGAAGCUUAUCUUCUUGACGCAACACCGCAAAUCAGGCAUUAUUCUGGAACAGGAUCAAGCGCAUCACGGAGAGAUGCAUCAGAGGUUGGGCGAGUCGAUGAUCAAUGCAUCCUUCGCAGACCGGCAUGAAGCAGUGAGGCCGCCCGGUUUGGGAGGCUUCGCUGCCUCGGUGUCCAAAGCAUGGCACCAGGAUCAGGAAGAAGUGGUCCGGCAGAUCAGGAACUGUUUGGAUAUUCCUCUGUCCAUCAUUUUCGUUGGCAUCGGCGUGGCCACGGAGUUCAAGUUCCUCCGCGAGUUGGCGAAGGAUAUUCCAGCGAUCUUGAAGAGCGCCGAGUCUUCAUGGCUCAGCACAUGCAGCUCCAAUCUGUCAACAUCGUUGCAGCAUCCAUCGUCCGACUCGUGGCGUCUUCGAACCCUCCGCAGCUUCGGUGGGGAACUGGCGGAGCUCGGCCCUUCGGAUCCGUCGGAUCCGUCGGAGUGGCGGCGGAGGUUCCUACGCCUGGCGCGGGCCUGUCAUGCAACGAGCAAUCUGAAGGACUUGGCCAAGAACAACAGACUCAGCAAAGAGAUGUUCCUGCGACGGGAGUUCCAGCUGGGAGAGACACCAACCUGGGACUUGGAGUCGCAGUGGAGUUUAGUUGUGCCCACGCCCGACUUGGAAGCCGCGUCCAUCCUUUGCUAUGACGGAGCGUCCUGCCAGUUGUGCGAUGUGAAUCGCACAUCUACGACCUGCCUCUGGAAAAGUGAAGCGACCGCACAGGUGGAACCUUUGCGGGCAGUGGUGGCAACAGACUCGAUCUAUUUGCUGUCAAAGUCAGACAGGGUUGACAUUUAUGAUUUCAACGGCGCUUGGACUGGGGACCUGCUGCCAAAUUUGGUGGAGGCCGACCUUCUCUCCUCCACAGACAUGUUCCUUGCCGAUGGAAAGCUGGUGCUGGAGCAGCCAACGCGGCUAUUGGUUUGGGACACCAACUCUGGUGAUUUUGGCAUCAUCAUACCGCGACCUUCCAUCAUUGGUGGUCAGGAAGAGAAACUGCAUCCAGUCCAGGCAAGAUCUUCAGGCGCUUCCACUCUGGCCUUGUGGGCUGAAGAAGGUGGACGGAGCAUACAUUUUUGGCGCACCGAACCGGAGUGCACCCAGCUGACACAGUGGAUCCCGCUUUUGCCACUACCAUCACGUGACACCAUCACGCUCAUCACCUUUGGGGUGUCUGUUGGUGAGGGCCUCCUGGUAGCUUUGGAUACGGCCCAUGUGCUGCAUGUGGCGAAGAUGAUCCAUGACGCCGAUGGAGUCCAAGUGAAGGAUAUCAUGGUAUCCCCGAUCUUUGUGGAGUCUCCCAUCACAUCCACUGGUGAACCAAGUAUUCUUCCAUGCUCAGUGGCUGUCAGAUGCGGAGUGCUGUGCUUUGUUGAAGCACCCAAUUUGGAAGCUCAGAAGCGUACCCUUCAUAUUUGGCAACUGGCCUCGGAGGGCGAAAUUCUGCCAGUUCCACGGCGCCAAACCUUUCAAUUUUUUACACGAGGUCAAGCAGCUGUGUCGGUGCCAAAACCCAUCUUUGGAAGAUUUGUGAUUCUGAAAAACUGUUGCAUGAUGGAAGAUGGCGAACCUCUCCUAUGGAUUGAGAUCUUGGACAUUAGACAGGUUAGACAAGAGCAAGAAAAGCAUCCAAAGCUACGAAAGCUAGACAAGCCUUCAGGUUUGUAUCAAGUCUUGACUUCGGCUCGAGAUUCUACGCUCUUCCGGCGUGGUCAUCCUCUGACUGAUUUCUUGCUGGGCUUUUGGAAUGAAGAACCUGUUCAUUUCAUUGCCUUCAAGGACCAUGCAGAUGACCCGCAGUACUUGACAGCAGCCACCCUGUCGCAUUUGCCGAAGGAUAUUGUGAAGUACUACAUGGGGAACGGCACCAAGCCGCGAGGCCUGUCACGUUUUGAGGAUAAAGAUGGCAACCCGGUGCCAAAGUAUGUGCCCAAGGAGCCUCUUUCUUCACAAACGGUGCCGGUGAGAAAAACAGUCCGAAUCCCAUCCUCCUCCACGACGCAAUCCAGAGAUGCGUCAAAGGCGACUUCCGGUGUGGGAUCACUCAUGAACAGAGGGGCGGAUGCAGGCACGAAAUCGCCGCAUCGCUCAACCAGUCACACACCGACUGGAUCGAGGCUCCCAAGCCGCUCCAAGGAGUUGAGGAGCCUCGAGAAUGACCCUGAAGAAGAUCCCUUGCCGGAUCUUCCGCCGGAAGAGGACUCUGAUGACGAGAGGGAGGCUCAAAAGCCACCCAUUUUCCUGGAGCAGGAGAAAGCGCGCCUGAUCAACAAUGGUGUGAACUUGGGAUAUGAGAAGUUCCGGAUUGUUCGAGCCAUUCGGGAUGGGUUGCCAUCAUCAGCGCUCGAUGUUCUUGUAGACAACAUCCUGAAUGGCGGCUACGGAGGAGCUUUGAGCUACAGAGAUGCUGCUCUUCAAGCGCUCUCAGACGCCGAUUUUCUGGAGCUGCCUGGCAUUAAGAAUGGCGGCAAGAAGACUGACGAGCUUGGGGAGAUUUUGGACAAGAGCCGUGUGAGGAAAUUCCGCUUUGGUGCAGAGGAAGAUGAAGAUGACGUAGACUACAACAUGCGGCUUCAACAGCUGGCAGUGUCUGCCAAACCGGUUGACAGGAGGCUAGAAACUCGCAUAGGUCUGAUUCCGCAGGAUCGCUUGGCCAUCAAAGCUCCAGAGGAAGUCCGCGCUGGGAGCCGGAUGAAGUCUUCAAGAGGGGCGUCCAGUUCCCUGAAGCAGGGCAGCAAGUUGCGCGCGGAGAAUUCUUCGAAAACUCUCACUUUGUUGGGCUCAGAUCUCCAAAGUCUUGGCAGCGAGGAGAUGGGCUGUUGGAUUUGGCGGCAGAUAGCUGCGGCAGCUGCGGAGGACGAGAAUUUGAUGCGUGGUGCCACCAAGACCUUGGAAGAGGUAUACCGGCAACGGAGUGACAUUGAAGCAUGUUGA